Meloidogyne enterolobii is the source of this 564-nucleotide messenger RNA. The record is from the annotation of a GenBank genome assembly. NCBI's taxonomy places the organism in Eukaryota, Metazoa, Nematoda, Chromadorea, Rhabditida, Meloidogynidae.
AUGUUGUUACUUCUCAACAAUUUUUGUUUAUUUUUAACAACAAUUAUUUUCUUUACAUUUUCAACUAUUUCUUUGUGUUGUAGGAAAAAGAGAAAGUUAAAUAAAGCACCAACAUCAAAACAAACAAGGGCUGACGUGAGAAAUGAAAAUACAAGAUUCUUUAAAAGUAAAAAACCUUCCUUUAAUUUAAAAAUUAAAUUCUUUCUUUUUUUUGAAGAAUGGCCUGAAGAACAUGUAAAUCCGGAUAAAGUUGGGUAUGAUACACUUUCUGGUAUAAACAAAGAAGAAGUAUUUCCAAUCCGAACAGAAAGAGAUUAUCAACAAAAACUCCCCCCAACAAAAUCUUUGGCAACCUCCAAAUCCUCAAUUUGGAUUGCAACAAGAAGUUAUUAUGGGGAUGAAGAGGAAGAAAAAACAAAAAAUGAUAACCAUUCUACUUAUAUUAAAAAAGAACAAUCACCAAAAACACGUUUAGGAAAGAAGAAAAAGAAAAAAACAAAAGAAAACAAAAAAGAAGAAAAAUUGGCAAAAAUUAAGAAAAAGAGAAGAAAAGAUAAAGAUUAA